Molecule: messenger RNA, 2652 nt
Organism: Rasamsonia emersonii CBS 393.64
Lineage: Eukaryota; Fungi; Ascomycota; Eurotiomycetes; Eurotiales; Trichocomaceae
Exons: 6
Coding region: 1-2652 (883 amino acids)
Biological process (GO): glycerophospholipid catabolic process
Cellular component (GO): cytosol; intracellular membrane-bounded organelle
Molecular function (GO): A2-type glycerophospholipase activity; NAD binding; oxidoreductase activity
Source: RefSeq, a predicted model, not a curated record
AUGCGUGCCCACGGCCUCUUGCUCGCGGCCCUCCUGCUCACCCAUGUUGAUGCUGGCUACGCGCCAGUCCACACAUCAUGCCCUACAACCCCCCUGGUCAGACCGGCCAACGGCCUGAGUACCGACGAAGCAUCGUUCCGCCAAGCGAGAAAGCAAGUGGCCGACCAGGCUUUGAAGUCAUGGCUCGCCAAGACAAACCCCGGGUUUCAGUAUACUGACAGCAUCCUGCCGACGCUGGCAUUGGCCACCAGCGGUGGAGGCUACCGGUCUCUGCUGGUCGGUGCCGGGCUCAUCCAAGGCCUUGACGAACGGAACAGCAACAUCUCCACCAGUGGGCUCUAUCAGGCCCUUACCUACCACUCCGGUCUCUCGGGCGGUGCCUGGCUCCUCUCGUCCCUGGCUGGCAACAACUGGCCGACCGUCACGGCUCUCAAAGAGGGCCUCUGGGAGCAAGCGUUCCAAAACAGCCUUCUCGUCCCGAGCAACCCUCUCGCUUCUCCAGAAUAUGGAGAAGUCCUUGCUGAUAUCACGGCCAAACAAGCGGCUGGAUAUCCUCCGACCCUGACCGAUCCAUGGGGUCGUCUGCUCUCGUAUCAGAUUUUGGAAGCCCCGGAGGGCGGCGUCAACACGACCUUCUCGUCGGUCGCGAGCCUCUCCAACUUCACCAGCCAUGCGGCCCCGUUUCCCAUCAUCCUUGCGCUGGGCGUGAAGACCUUCAAUGGCGAGUGUUGGCCGGGCCCCAACGCGACGACCUACGAAUUCACGCCCUAUGAAUUUGGGUCGUGGGACAGCGACAUCAGCGCUUUUACGCCGACGGAAUACCUGGGCACCUCUCUGUCCAAUGGGCAGCCUACCAAGGCCGGCGACUGUGUGGUCAACUACGACAAUCUCGGAUAUGUCCUUGGCACGUCGUCCAGCCUCUUCAACGAGGCUUGCCCCAAUAUACCGAUCGCCGCCAACAGCACCACGAACCUAACUCAGGACCUGGCCGAGAUGGUCGUGCAGACGCACUCGCUGACGACGCGCGAUGAAUUCGCCGUCUACCCGAACCCGUUCUACAACUACAACUCGUCCAGCGGCGUGCCCAACCCGGCGAAUCCCAUCUGGGAGCAAACGGAGCUGAGGCUCGUUGACGGCGGCGAGGCGAUGCAGAACAACCCCAUCUGGCCGUUUCUGCAGCCGGCGCGCGGGGUGGAUGUGUUGCUGGUCAACGACAACAGCGCGGACGCGAACAACUUCCCGAACGGGUCGGAGAUCCUGACGACGUACGUGCAGAGCUUCAACCACAACCUGACGCGCAUGCCGUCCAUCCCGUCGGUCGACACGUUCAUCUCGCAGGGGCUGAACAAGCGGGCGACCUUCUUUGGGUGCAACGAGACGGACAAGCUUACGAUUGUGUACAUCCCGAAUGUCAACCUCACGUACCCGAGCAACACGCCGACAACCAAGGUGCAGUAUUCGGCCAGCGAGACGGAGGGGAUGAUCGGGAACGGGGUGGCGAUGGCCAACCAGAACGGCGAGGCUGGAUGGGGGACAUGUCUGGGAUGUGCGAUCAUGGCGAAGACGGGGAAUGCGUUGCCGUCGGAGUGCACGGCGUGUUUUGCGAAGCACUGCUAUCAGGGUGAUAGAUCGUCGUUGUCCUAUUUCUUCUGGAGAACCAGAUAUUACCGUCCGUGGGUAAUUGCCUAUCUGGACUACCGCGCCGUGGGCUUCAUCGGCCUCGGGGCCAUGGGCGCCCCCAUGGUCGGCCAUCUCGCUGCCAAACUCCCGGCCGGAGUUUCUAUCUAUGUCUUUGACGUCGUCCAACGCGUGGUCGAUGAGCUCUGCGCGCAGCACCCGGGCAGACUGUUUCCGGCGUCCAGCGCCAGGGACGUUGCGGAGAAAUCGGAGGUCGUCUUCACCAUGGUCCCCGAAGGCUCGCACGUCCGCACCGUCUAUCUCGACCCGCAGACAGGCAUCUGCGCGACGGACCUGACGAACAAACUGCUCAUCGACUGCUCGACCAUCGACACGGCCACCAGCCUGCUCGUCAAGGAGCAGAUCGCGCAGACGUGUCCGACAGCGUCCUUCUACGACGCCCCCGUCAGUGGCGGCGUGAUCGGAGCCAAAAAAGGCAGCAUCGCCUUCUUCCUAGGCUGCGCGGACGACGACCCCAACCUGGCGCGCGUGACGGCGCUGCUGGAAACCAUGGGCCGCCAGAUCAUCCCCUGCGGCGGACCCUCGCUGGGACUGGCCGCCAAGCUGGCCAACAACUACCUCUCGGGCAUCAUCGCCAUCGCCUGCUCCGAGGCCAUGGACAUGGGCAUGCGCGCCGGGCUGGACCCGCGCGUGCUGGCGCGCGUCUUCGCGGCCGGCACGGCGCAGAACACCAUCUGCGACCGCUUCAACCCGGUGCCUGGGGUCGCUCCCGAAGCGCCGUCCAGCCACGGCUACCGCGACGGGUUCAAAGUGCAGCUGAUGCGCAAGGACUUUGGGCUGGCGGUCGAGAUGGCGAAGCGGGUGCAGGCGCGCCUCGUGCUGGGCGAGGCCGGGCUGGCGACGUAUGAGGGGGCCAGCAAUGAUCCCCGAUGUCGGGAUCUGGAUUCGCGGGUGGUGUUUCGCUAUCUGGGCGGGGAUGAGGAGUGGGAGAAGAAGUUCUCGAAGAGUACAUAG